Molecule: messenger RNA, 3006 nt
Organism: Helobdella robusta
Lineage: Eukaryota; Metazoa; Annelida; Clitellata; Rhynchobdellida; Glossiphoniidae
Exons: 22
Coding region: 1-3006 (1001 amino acids)
Cellular component (GO): plasma membrane
Source: RefSeq, a predicted model, not a curated record
AUGGAAUGUAAAAACAUCCAAGUCAAAGGCUCGUCAUACACAGAAUGCGUUUGCAUGGAUGAUGAGUACAGGACUAAAAAGGGGACUUGUGAAAGAUUGAAUUACAAAAGAAAUCUUGCUUUCAAAAAAUUAGUAUUAUCAACUGAUUUACUUACCGUUGACUACGGAGAUUUCAGUAAGGAACAAUUGGUUGACGGGCAGAUAUUGGGCGAGGGUAUGAUUCAUUUGUCUAGUAAUCCCGGAAAUGAAGAAGAAUGGAUUAUUGUUGACUUGGAGGAUGUGUACGAAGUUGGAUACGUUGAAUUGUACAAUAGGUGGAAUUAUAAAUUCUUGGACCGUGUAAAAGACCUGAAAGUAGGUCUCAACGAAACACUGGAACUUGCAACAAAAUUCAAAAUAGGCAGCUACGAAUUAUGCGGCAUAGUUACUGAGAUACGUAAAGCUGGUCUUCCGAUGAGAGUUACCUGCCAAGGAAAAAAAACUGGUCGUUUUGUCAUUUUACAACCAAGAACAAUAAGUUCGGGUCUUGGACUAAAGGAACUUGAAGUCUACGAAGAAGAUGGCAUUCGUCAAUCAGUUGACUUCAUUGGAUGUUUUGAGUUUUACAAUGCGACGCUUACUUCCUCGCAAUCGAGCCUCAUUUCUUGUCAAGAUGCUUGUGAAAAAUUUGACGAUAAGAAAUUAGUUUUUGCAUUAAAGCGCUCCUCAGUGAAUUUUGUAAACAGAUGGAUCUUGAGAUCUGCUCUGAACUUCACAAGUGAUGAAGCAGGUGGCACCUGUUACUGCGGGUUGGAUAUUGAUCUCAUGCAUGACGGGGAUCACCCAGAAGACUGUCAAACACAUUUUCCCGUCUAUUCUGGCAGGAGGGUAUUUUCAGUAUCACUGGUGAGAUGCUUCAAAGAUACUAACUUAGAGGCAAUGUCAAAUUCACCCAUCAACUUGAUAAAGGAAUUAGCAUACGGGUCCUGCUUUUUGUACUGCAAGAAACUUUACGCCAAAUAUUUUGCUAUAAAGGACACCAAGUGUUUGUGUGUUUACGCGUCCAACGUGAGUGGGCAGGUUCCAAUAAGCGAAUGCGGGAUAACUUGUUCGGAUGACAUUAAAAAAUCAUGUGGUGCCAGCAAUCGCUAUUCGCUCUACAGUCGUUUGAUUUUCGUGAAAGACCUCAAAAUAAUUUUUGUAUCGACUCGACUGGAUGCCGAUCCAACGCAUGCAAAAGCGGAUGGAAAGGAGAACUAUGCAAUAUCCGAGGUACAUUGUAAAGUAAACAAUGGUGAUUGUGGUUACAAUCUUUGUGUAAAAAUAGAAUAUUCUGAUCGUAAAACUUUAACUAAGUGUAGAAUUCCAGACGGAUUCAAAGAGUCUAAAAAAUGGGGAUAUCUUCCAAUUGGGACAGGUGUCAUGUAUCUUGGAUGUUACUGGAGUGUUGUCAUUGAGAAGACCACGCCUGUUCAAUCCUAUACAGAUUGCAAGAGCUUCUGUUUGUCCGUGAAGAACAUUUUCAUGAUUGGCUUGCAAAGAGGUGAGGCAUGCCACUGCCUGAGUAGUGCAAAAUAUCCAGUCAGUUCAUCUCAUUGUGACAGGAAGUGUCCCAAUGAUCACGAUCGUUGCGGCGGCCUCGAGUUUUUCUCUGUUUUUCAAAUUAAAGAAAGAUUGGAUUUCAGCAAAUCUCUGGUAAGCUUAGAUGAGUUUGACGUUAGCACUAGCAAUCAUUCGCAAGUUUCUGUACUAGAGUUAACAAUCGACAAAUGCAUUUCAAUAUGCUUUGAAAGAAAUCUUCCAUAUGCUACAUUGAAGAACGAACCAGGUAACAAACCCCUGUGUUAUUGUUCCAAACCAUCUGACGACACUGCUGCAAUUAAAUGUUUGUCGAAUUCGGAAGCGGUAAGGCACUUUGAAUUUCAAACGGCUUACUCACGCCAAUCAAGAUGCAAAACAAUCGAUGGGAUCAAAUGCACAGAGUGCGAGGCUGGCUGGAUUGGAGUUUUAUGUGAAAAAAGAGAUUGUUCAGCCAACUCUGAUGUCUGUAGGCCGUUAACCUGUCGCAAAACAGUUGCUCUGGGGAUGGAAUAUUCUGAAUGUGUUUGCCAGGAAAACUAUUACAAAGAACAUUUUUCAAAGUGUUCACCUCUGCCAAAAACAGUAAACUUAGCAUUUGGUAAGAAGAUAACAGCAGAACCUUUUGAUAGAAAUGAUUUUUCCGCUUCAUCUUUAGAUGAAGCAUAUUUAAUAACAUCAAACUGGGAGUAUGCAGUGGAUGGAAAUAUGAUGGAGUGGGAGUUUGUAAGUUUGCUUUAUUUGAAGAGUUCACUGGAAUCAGUUGAAUGUGGAAAAUAUCCAAUGAGUGUAGGUAAUUGCAACAAACACGAUACGAUCAGCAUUAACUGCACCAGGACGGAGCAAAAAAGUAGAUUCGUUAUCAUCCAGAAAGAUGUAGAAGAACAAGACAGUGUUUUUGCUUUCAGUGAAGUCGAAGUCUAUGGAGCCGACAAAAAACAGAAUCAGUUCGCCUACGUUGGUUGUUUUGAAAAAUUUAGAACGUUUAAUUCAUCUAAGGAUGAAAAUCUUGGCAACGAUGAACAAUGUCAUAAAUAUUGUGCAGGAUUCAAUAUAGAAAAUUUUAUAUUUGCAAUACACAAAGAAAAAAUUUGUCACUGCGGGGUAGAUGCAGACGUUCAAUUGGACGAAACUGUUUGCUUACAUUUUUACAGGGUCUUUUCAGCUCUAUUGAACAAGCCAAGUUACUUAGGUUGUUUCAGCAGUGACGCAAUUGAACCGAGAGCACUGUCGAGAUUGGAGGCCGAUGUCACAAAUUCACCAUUCAGAUCGUGCUUCCUAUAUUGCAAUGCUUACCAGUUUGAAGAAUUUGCUAUCAAGUCUGUCCAUAGUUGCCAACGCCCCAAAUUGGGCGGGAAAGACCCGAAUUCUCCCUCCCCCUAUGCUUCGCGUCUUGCUUCGGUGUUUGUCACGCUUUUGUGCAACCAAAAACCAGUAAUGAAAUGUUAA